ACACAAUCAAAACAGUAGCGGCGGCAGCGACAGGCAACCGCAACAGCUUAUAACCAACCAAUAACGCUCACCAGCAACAUCUCUGAAAACAUCAGUCAACAUAAGCGGUACAACGCGUUCAGUAUAAAUCGUCGCGUAUCGGUUGAGCGGCGCUGUAGUAGCAUUGAACAGCCGGAGAUAUAAAGUACGUUGAUGUGGCGAAACCUUUUUUAAGGGUUUUCGUUCGACGAAGUUUGGAUGUCGGUGGAUUGUUAGAGGUGUUUUGGUUUUACCUUUUGAUUUUCGAUCAAAUCGACGGUGAAAUUGACUUGGAGUGUUCAGUCGAUCGUGCGGUCCAAUUGCUGGUGUAUGAAAAGUUUGUGUACUGUGGAAAAGAAAAACUUAUCACGCACGCAAAAAUUUAAUACCACGAGCAGCGGUACCACAAAAAGUGCAAAGUUCAAAACAGAAAUUUCUCUCAUACACAAACAAAGGAUAAUAUAAAUAGUUGAAGCAAUGAAAAAAUGUUUGGCCUGAAAAUGUGCGCUACUAAAACAACGACAACAACAACAACAACAUGCCAUAAUAGCAAUAAGAGAAAUGUUUGCGUAAAAUACAGUGUAUUGAAGCGUGCGCCAGUGAAGUUGCAUAAGACGAACAACAAUAACAACAACAAAAGCAUGCAAAUAAGCAAAAUCAGUUGCGGAGUUAAUAGCAGCAACAACAAAAAGUGCAAAUUUCAGUGCAACAUUGUGAUUGUUAUAGAUAGCCACAAUUAUAUGGAUUGUUGUGGCAUAAGUGGCGACAAUAAAGUAAACAACGGCUAUAAAGGCAACAACAACGACAAAACAGCAACAGCAACAAGUGCAGCAGCAGCAGCAGCAGCAAUUGUUUAGCUCAUUACUGGCCUUCAUAAACAACGAGUUGUAUGCAUGCAACGGCGGAACAACAACAACAACAAACGAAAGUGUUAACACAAAAAGAGGCAACAACAAUACACAUUUGAGAUUUGUUUUGCUUAACAAAUGUGUGCGAAAAAAUAAAAUUAAAUUGGCGCAAAGAAGUUGAAGCAAAAUGAAUAAAUUAAUAAAAUGGAAAAAUAUUUGUUGAUAUGCGCACACGAGCAACAACAACAACAAAAAUAUAACAACAGUGUCUGUGUUAAAAAUAAUAAUAAACGUAAAAAAACAAUAAAAAUUAAUAAUUAAAGAACAAAAAACAAAAAAAAAACACCAAAAACCAGACAAACAACGUCAUCGGUGAUAAAUAGAACUCACUUUUAGUACCAAAAUGCAUACAACAAAGAACCCAAUCUAGUAUUUAUCAGAAUAGGCUACGUAAAAUUAAUUCACUUGCCAAUAUAUACACAUACAAACAUACAUAUGUAUGUGCGAAUAUAAAGAAUUGUGUGUGCCCGUGCAAGCAAAGCGCGAACUAUCAACAACGCAAGGAGGGAAACGAGGCACAGCACUCGCAUAAGCCAUCUACAGCUGCAUAAAAAUUUUGUCAGUAUUUCAAAGCAUCCUAAAAACAAGAACACGUGUAUUUUUGCGUGAAUGCAUUUGUUUGUUUAACGCUCAAACGCAUUAGCUCCUACACGUACACACAUACAUUCAUACAUAUAGACAUAAAUUUAUAUGUGCUUCUUCGUAUCGCAAUUUGCCUACACAAUGCCGGAGAUCAAACGCAAUCUGAGCCGCCUCUCUAUGCUGAUGUUUCGGCCAACGCAUUCCAAUGAGCCUGGCUGGCGUGCAGAGCUCUUAAGGUAUAGACAGACACGUUUUAGUUCGCGACGUGUACGAAAACGUGUUAUCUUCAAGCAUGGCGAGUGUAAUGUGGUUCAAGGCAAUGUGGCGAAACGGCGACGCAGGUAUCUGCAGGACAUAUUUACCACGCUGGUUGAUGCACAAUGGCGUUGGACGAUGCUUGUUUUUGCGCUCAGUUUCCUCAUCUCAUGGGCGCUCUUUGCGUUUGUGUGGUGGGUGAUCGCGUAUGCGCAUGGCGAUUUCGAAUUUAUCUAUAAUCGUGAUUUCUUUCCCGAACGCAAUGAGAAUGUGACGCAUCGCAUGUGUGUGACGGAGGUGCGUAGCUUUGUCUCAGCCUUUCUCUAUUCGGUGGAAACACAAACAACAAUAGGAUAUGGUAAUCGUUAUGUAACGGAGGAGUGCCCAGAGGCGAUAUUCAUUAUGUGUUUACAAUGUAUUUUGGGCGUAUUCAUACAAGCAUUUAUGGUGGGCAUUGUAUUUGCGAAAUUAUCGCGUCCAAAAAAGCGCGCACAAACGUUGCUCUUCUCGCGAAAUGCUGUGAUUUGUCAUCGGGAUGGGGUGCCAUGUCUGAUGUUUCGGGUGGGUGAUAUGCGAAAGAGUCACAUUAUUGAGGCGCAUGUGCGGGCGCAAAUUAUAAGGAAGAAGGUCACAAAAGAGGGUGAAAUAUUGCCAUUCUAUCAACAAGAGCUAACGGUCGGUGCAGACGGUGGAGAAGAUCGUCUAAUGUUCAUUUGGCCAACGACGAUCGUACACAAAAUCGAUCGCAAUAGUCCGCUGUAUAUGCUUUCGGCGUCCGAUAUGCUGAAGGAACGCUUUGAAGUUGUUUGCAUGCUGGAGGGUGUCAUCGAGUCUACUGGCAUGACGACACAGGCGCGCAGCAGUUACCUGCCUUCGGAGAUCCUUUGGGGUCAUCGUUUCGUGAAUGUGGUCUCGUUUCGCAAGGAGACCGGAGAGUAUGAAGUAGACUACACGCUUUUCAAUAACACCUACGACGUGGAUACGCCACUGUGUAGCGCCAAACAGUUGGAUGAUGUGAAGGCGGAGUAUGCGAAAAACUCUAAAUUGGGUUUAGAACGCGCCUUCUCCGCCGGUCUAAUGCAUAUUCCAUCUACCAUAUCCGUAGAUCGACUGGAUCCGAAUAGCGACGAGUCGUUGGACUCACGUUUGCACACACGCAACAAUUCCAUCCCCAAUGGGGUGUUGGCCGAGGAGUUGCAACCGUUAAAUUGUGGCGGUGGCGGGAGCAACAAUGGCAGCUAUCAUUAUGUGCCACCCUCAUUCACAGUAGGCGGCUCAGCGAUACAGUUACCCUCGUUGGCACUCUCCACAAAUCUACAUAGUAUUAAUGAGAAAACGAAUUCCGGCAGCAGCAGCAGCAGCAGCACCAACAAUCUCACUAUUAAUUCCACCACCACCACGCCGAAUACGCUGUCACCGGCUACGGCGCUUAUGGCGAAUAACAAUAACAACAACAACAAUAAUACCAGUCAUGAUAAAAGCAAUGGUAACGGGGGUAGUAUUAUGAAAAAGACACCAUCGAGUAGUCGACGUUUAUCGAUAAAACAAGAUCAAUUGUCGAUUGAUUCGAUUUGCUGAUAUUGGAGGAAGCGCAUGGUGAAUGCUUGCAAAGAGUGAGAAUGAGAGAAGUGAGUGAGGUUUUAAGCGAUUAUUACAAAAACUAUUGUUAUUGAAGAUGGAGAUGGUGUGAUGGCAAAAGAGCGAGCGACUCGCCAUUUGUACAGAAUUAUCGAUUUGUGUGUAUUUGUGGCGCUAUGCUGCAACUGGGAACUCUAGGAAUUGAUGAUGAAUGUAUUUGUGUAGCAACGAUUGUUUGUAUGCAAAUUCCUGCCGGGGUUGGCGUUUCCAAUGCAAAGAAUUUAAUUUUUCUCUUAAAAUUAAGUUAAAAAAAAUUAAUUAAUAUUUAAUUAAAAUACCAUAAUUGUGUAGAAACACAGAUUUAAAUGUAUUUGCAAGUCAUAGGCGCAACUUAGCUGUAGGUUUUUGUAAUUAUAAGUUAAUAUAAGUUUAACUAAAAAAGUAAACUAAAAACUAAUCGGCUGGUUAAAAUGGGCAGUGAAAUGCGUAUAUCAGCCUGUUGGGCAGCUGUUCAAACGCGGCGAAAUCGAUAGCUUUCCAAUUUAGUAACUGAUUCUAAUUGAUUAAUGCAAUUCAUGUAAUCGAGGACUUCACCGUUAUUCAAGUUGCUCAAUUUACGAUUAUUGGUUGUUGUUGAUUAUAAGAAUCAAGCGGAUGCUCGCCUUCAGUUCAUUAAAAUAUCAGUUAGUCGACUAAAUGCCCGAUAGUUAGUCGAUUAGUGAGCAACAAAUCGUCAAUUAAACUUUUAUUCGUCACUUCGACUGCUUAUCAUCCAUCCUCCUUUGCAGUUAUUAGUUAAUUCGCUUGCAUUCGUAACACGAGAAUUUAUACUUUUUUAUAAUAUGAUUUUUAUCGACAUUUUUUUUAUGGACAUAGAACUUCUUAGGGGAAAUGCAGUGUUUAAGAAAGUUUUAUUUUCAAAAUUUUCAAGACAUAAUUAUACAUAGGCAUACAUACGUACACAUGCAUAGAUAUAAUUAAUUACAUACGUACAUAGAUGAUACAAAACGAAACCAACAACAACAACAAAAAACCAAAAGCAAAAAAACAAAACACAAAGAACUUUCCACAUGUAGAACAAAGAAAUUUUUGCUUCAGAAAGGGAUCCAUGAAAGGAUGCACCGCCGUGCUAAAAAUUACUAGUACGCGCAUAUUCCAAGCUUUUAGUAAGCACUACCAUUGCUUAUGUUGGCAAAAUUCUAACUUUUAAUUUGUUACUGUAGCACUUUUCAACUAUUAUAAAUGUUUUAUCCUUUUUCUCAAUUAGUUUUAGCACAUAGAGCAAUUGAAAAAUUUAUUAUAGUCACUAAGCUUAUAAUCUAAGACCAAAAAAUUUUAAACAUACUAUAAAAUAGCAAAAAAGAAAAAAAAUACAAAUUUAAAUAGUGGCUGGAAUUGACUUUUAAACUAAAGCAACAAGUAAGUUUUACAAAGAAAACUCAAAAGAAACAAUAGAGCUGUGGAAAAUACCGAAAAAGUGAAUUACGAAACUUUAUACGUUUUCGAAUGCAUCCAAGCGGGCUGUCGAAAAUAGGCGCACUCGAAAACUCACACAAUUCAUAUAAAAUAACUGCAAACUGAAUGCGAACAAUUUUAGUUAUUUGCAUAGCCGACUUUUAGGCGCCUGCUUUGAAAGCAUUCCAAAACUGGUUGUUUUCAAAACUUUACCAAUUCUUAACCAUUUACAAAUAUUUGAAAAAUUAACGCUCAAUAAAUAUGUACAAUAAAACUAUGAAACGAAUUUAUCACUUUACACCCGCAGACAAACACAUACACAUAAAGUGACAUAUGUAUGUACAAUUAGUUGUUGGACGAGUUUAACGUACACAGGCAACUCUGCCGCUUGCAAAAUGUAUUUAUACAAAAUCUUACUGUAAUUUAUGCAAAAGUAAUUAUUCAACAUAAAUAUGUUUGCUGUGUAAAUGUGUAAUAGAGUCUAAGUGCAUAUGUAUAUGUAUAUAUGUAUGUAUGUACACAAGCAAAAACUUCCAUAUUGUCAAAAUGGCUCUUGAGAAAGAAAGAGGGGAAAAAUGUUAAGGAGCAAAAGUUGUAGAACAAAGGGGAGCAGUAAGUAAAUUAAAGAGCGAAAUUGAAAAAAGUAGAAAAAAAACGAAUUUUAUAUUGCAUGCACAUGCAGGGUGGCGCAAAAUUAAUCACGCUGUAAUUUAUAAUUUUUGCAAAAACCAGCCAUAUUUCACACUUGUGAACUGGGUAGCUGCAGUAUAUACACACACACACACGCAGACAUGUAAUGGAGCGUGUAAAGGCCCAAAAAAAGAUUUCCAUUACUCAAAAUUAUUAUUAUUUUUUUAAUUUAGUAAAAAGACACAGACAGACAAUGGAGCACGUAAAGAUCCAAAUAAAGAAUUCCAUCGCUCAAAAUAACUUUUUUUAAAUUUAGAAAACAAAGACACACAGGCAAACUAUAGAGCUCAAAAUAAGGAUUUCCAUCACUCAAAUCUUUUUUUUUUAAAUCAGUAAAAAAUGACAUACAGACAAGCAAUGGAGAGCUUUCCGGCACAAACAAAGAAUUCCAGUGCUCAAAAUUAUUUUUUUGUUGUUUUCAAAUUUUUCAAAAAAAACAAAAACAAAACACAAAUUCGAUGUUUAAUUCUACGCCACCUUGUAUAAAAUAAAUGAAAAAUAAAUUUCAAAGAUUUUAUCAACAAUUUUUAAUGAUUAUUUGAAAAUUUUCUUUUUCAAGGGACAAUAAAUAUUGCAUAUUGCGAUAUUAUUUGGCUGCAAGUCUGUAUUAUGUAUAAUAAUUUUUCAAAAAGUGUAUUAUAAACUAUAUUUUUAAUAUUAUGUAAAAUGAAAAUAUAAAUACAACUACAAAAUAUACUAUAUACAAACAAAAAACGUUAAACAAGUGAAAGCGAAAUAAGGAAGCAUUAAAUAAUAAAUAUUUACUACCAAGUUGCUAAAUUAUACACAAAAAAAAAAACUAUGAAAAAGGCUGGAAUAAAAA
This is a messenger RNA of Anastrepha ludens (Mexican fruit fly), 6309 nucleotides long. RefSeq names its product G protein-activated inward rectifier potassium channel 3 (gene Irk1). Lineage: Eukaryota; Metazoa; Arthropoda; Insecta; Diptera; Tephritidae. Gene Ontology annotation, molecular function: inward rectifier potassium channel activity. The coding region runs from base 1617 to 3341 and encodes 574 amino acids. Gene Ontology annotation, biological process: potassium ion import across plasma membrane; regulation of monoatomic ion transmembrane transport. The transcript is spliced from 7 exons. Gene Ontology annotation, cellular component: plasma membrane. The record is from RefSeq and is a predicted model, not a curated record.